AUGGGCGGCCAGGGGCAAGUUUUUCUGGGCCAAAUGGGCGGCGCAGGGGCAAGUUUUCUCGGGCCAAUGGGCGGGGCAGCUCGGCCAAUGGGCGCCAGGGGCAAGUUUUUCUGGGCCAUUGGGCGGCCGGGGGCAAGUUUUUACGGGCCAUUGGGCGCGCGGGGAGCAAGUUUUUCGGGCCAUUGGGCGCGCAGGGGCAAGUUUUUACGGGCCAAUGGGCGGCAGGGGCAAGUUUUACGGGCCAAUGGGCGGCAGGGGCAAGUUUUUACGGGCCAUUGGGCGCGCAGGGGCAAGUUUUUCUGGGCCAAUGGGCGCGCGGGAGGCAAGUUUUUACGGGCCAAUGGGCGGCAGGGGGCAAGUUUUUCUCGGGCCAAUGGUGGCAGGGGCAAGAUUUUUACGGGCCAAUGGGCGGCAGGGGCAAGAUUUUCUGGGCCAAUGGGCGCGCAGGGGGCAAGAUUUUCUCGGCCAAUGGGCGGCAGGGAGCAAGUUUUUCUCGGCCAUUGGGCGGCGGGGCAAGUUUUUACGGGCCAUUGGUGGCGCGGGGCAAGUUUUUCUGGGCCAUUGGGCGGCAGGGGCAAGUUUUUACGGGCCAUUGGGCGGCCGGGGCAAGUUUUUCUGGGCCAAUGGGCGGCGGGGGCAAGUUUUACGGGCCAAUGGGCGGGCCGGGGCAGAGUUUUACGGGCCAUUGGGCGGCAGGGGCAAGUUUUUCUGGGCCAAUGGGCGGCAGGGGCAAGUUUUCGGGCCAUUGGGCGCGGGGGCAAGUUUUUCUGGGCCAUUGGGCGCGCGGGGCAAGUUUUUCGGGCCAAUGGGCGGGCGGGGGCAAGUUUUUACGGGCCAUUGGGCGGCAGGGGCAAGUUUUUCUGGGCCAAUGGGCGGCGGGGCAAGUUUUUCUGGGCCAAUGGGCGCGCGGGGCAAGUUUUUACGGGCCAUUGGGCGCGCAGGGGCAAAGUUUUUCUUGGCCAUUGUGCUUGUGGCGGGGCAAGUUUUCUGGGCCAUUGGGCGUGGCGGGGCAAGUUUCCUAGGCCAUUGGGCGCGGCGGGGCAAGUUUUCUAG
This is a messenger RNA of Dioscorea cayenensis subsp. rotundata (Guinea yam), 1053 nucleotides long. RefSeq lists its product as uncharacterized. Bases 1 to 1053 code for a protein of 350 amino acids. The transcript has a single exon. The record is from RefSeq and is a predicted model, not a curated record. NCBI's taxonomy places the organism in Eukaryota, Viridiplantae, Streptophyta, Magnoliopsida, Dioscoreales, Dioscoreaceae.